Musa acuminata AAA Group (dessert banana) is the source of this 1272-nucleotide messenger RNA. Its product is annotated as probable aldo-keto reductase 2. Gene Ontology annotation, cellular component: cytoplasm. The record is from RefSeq and is a predicted model, not a curated record. Bases 36 to 1118 code for a protein of 360 amino acids. NCBI's taxonomy places the organism in Eukaryota, Viridiplantae, Streptophyta, Magnoliopsida, Zingiberales, Musaceae. The transcript is spliced from 5 exons.
GGAGUCGUGGGAGAGGGAGACAGAACAGGUGGAAGAUGGCCGGAGAGGCGGGGAGCGGCGGCGACGGGGGCGUGAUAGUGGGCGACGGGGGCGUGAUAGUGGGGCGGAUGAAGCUGGGCUCACAGGGUCUGGAGGUCUCCAGGCAGGGCCUCGGCUGCAUGGGCAUGUCGGCCUUUUACGGACCGCCCAAGCCGGAGACUGACAUGAUCGCUCUCAUCCACUACGCUAUCCGCUCCGGUGUCACCUUCUUCGACACCUCCGACCUCUACGGCCCCUUCACCAACGAGAUCCUCCUCGGCAAAGCACUGCAAGGUGGGUUGAGGGAGAAUGUGGAGCUGGCCACCAAGUUCGGGUUCAGCUUCCAGGACGGGAAGAGGGAGAUUCGUGGAGAUCCGGCAUACGUCAGGGCCGCCUGCGAGGGCAGCUUGCAGAGGCUCGGCAUCGACUGCAUCGAUCUCUAUUAUCAGCACCGCGUCGACACCCGGGUUCCCAUCGAGGUCACAAUGGGAGAACUUAAGAAAUUGGUGGAAGAAGGAAAAAUAAGGUACAUUGGAUUGUCUGAGGCCUCUGCAUCGACAAUCAGGAGGGCACAUGCAGUUCACCCAAUAACUGCUGUGCAACUGGAAUGGUCUUUGUGGACAAGAGAUGUCGAAGAAGAUAUAAUUCCUACUUGCAGAGAACUUGGUAUAGGCAUUGUUGCAUACAGUCCACUGGGAAGGGGCUUCUUUUGUUCUGGACCAAAGAUGGUUGAAACUCUGUCUGAACAUGAUUUCCGUAAGCUCUUGCCUAGGUUUCAGCCUGAGAAUCUCUCUCAAAAUGCCCUUAUCUUUGAACGUGUAAACGAACUAGCUGAGAGGAAGGGAUGCACCCCUUCACAACUUGCUUUGGCUUGGGUUCACCUUCAAGGAAGUGAUGUGUGUCCUAUACCUGGCACCACCAAGAUCGAAAACUUUAACCAGAAUAUCGGAGCACUAUCAGUAAAACUCACACCCGAGGAGAUGGCUGAACUUGAAUCAUAUGCUUCGGCAGAUGCUGUCAAGGGUGAUAGGCAUGGUGCUGCCAUGAAUACAUGGAGAACGUCCGAUACUCCUCCCUUAUCCUCAUGGAAAGGUGAAUGAACAUCUUCCAUCUGUUCUAGAAUGGUUGUUGUGUGAUUUGCAAGAAGAUGAACUCAACAAAACCUACUGGUUGAGUUGUUUCAGCUCCUGCCUGUUAUUGGAUGAAAUAAAAUGCUUUGUUUGCAGUACUAAAUCAUUACUGGGUUUUCCUCAA